Molecule: messenger RNA, 1297 nt
Organism: Sesamum indicum (sesame)
Lineage: Eukaryota; Viridiplantae; Streptophyta; Magnoliopsida; Lamiales; Pedaliaceae
Product: adenine phosphoribosyltransferase
Source: RefSeq, a predicted model, not a curated record
GACUCUAAAGUCGUGUAACACGAGUACUUUGCCCCAUACAUUACGACUAGCAAUUUUACCGACAUCCACCACAGACAAUACUCCGCUGGAGCUCCACCACCAAAACCCUAAUGAGGGCCACUCCGCCGUGUCUUCUCUUCAUCACUUGUCUCGUUUUGUCUUCUUCGCUGUCUCAUUCCUAUUCUUUCUCCUUCUCCAACUAUCAGACCAUAUUGUCCCUCUCCCACUCCCUCAUUUCCCGCGUCGUUACCCGCCGAGCCUCCCGCGGUGAUGUCGACGGCGCGGAGCGGGCCAGGGCGUUGGCCUAUAAUCUGGAGCGUGGGUUGGGUCUCGGCUUCUACAAGUUCGCUUGGAAUGUGGGAUGGGAUUAUAUAAAGCAUUACGCGUGGAGAGACGCGUUGUCGUUUGAAGCCCUAGGGGGCGUUCUGUCGGAUCUGAAUGUGUUGUUAGAGGCUGUAUGUGAGUUUAAUCGGAUCCAGUCGGAGGUGGAGAGGGUGGCUUGGGUCGGUCAAUAUUACACCAAGGCCCUUAGGGUUUCACGGUCGCUCUUCACUCGACUGCUCAAAGUUUUCCGUCAACCCGGAGUAUUGAGGGAAGUGGUGGUGACCCUGCAGAAAGAAGUUGUGGAGGGUGAUUUGUUGAGGGACUGCCUCGAGUUGGGUGCUGAUGACCUCAAGGGUUUGAUCCAAAUUUUCAAGGACAUUGCUCUCCUAUAUUACUCUGCUUCUCCCAAAACUGAUCUGUGAAUGGGGAUUUUUCCUGAAAAAUAACGGGACUCUGACCAUUUCAUAGCAGUCAUUUCCAUGUAAGUAUGGAUGACCUACAGGGGCCAGCAGCACUUCAUAGCUUAAAGUUGCUGAGCUAUAUGGAUGUGGCAGCGUAUUAUGCAUAUGGUGGCAUGAUCCGAUUCUGGUCCUAACGAAGGGAGGUCCGUAAGUUGAGAUUUGGGCUUGAGGUGCUUGUUACGGAACUUGGCAUUCUCAGUGAUUACUUAUGUGGUGGAAAGAGAAUCAUUUUCUGAAGUAGACUCUUCAAGUGCGUCUUUACUGCUGUUUCUUCAACUGCCUAAUUUAAUUGAACAGCAGCAGCAGAGCUCUGAUCACAUGUGCAAUGAAUGCUAUCUUAGUCAAUUACAUUGAUUAUCCUAUCUUUUUCUCAUAACUAUGCCCUUGUAAAUUAUUCACCUUUAAGGUGGCAGCACUUUCUUGUUUAAUACCUUCGGCCAAAUAUAUUGUAAUAUUGCUGUAGAUCGCCUCUGGAGAUCUUGUAUCCUCCUUUUCCUUUGAGCUAGUGUUAA